AUGGCUCCUCGUCGUGCGGCUAGUCGGGCCCGUACAGCCGAAAGACCUGUACGAGUAGGGCGCAUAACGAGAUCGAAAAAAGACGAGCAAGUCAAAGUUUCAGUUUCUCUUGACCGAUUGGAAGAUGCUGUCAGCGCCAACUUGCUUCAGCCAAUUCAUGGUGUUCCUCCUGCAUGGUCAGAGGGUCGCCAACAGCUUUGCGAUGCAAUCCCGUGGUUUCGCUGCACACAAGGUGCCAUGUACCACAGCGAAGGAUUUUGUUACGGGUUUCUGAUUGAUGCGGACUGCGGAUCCCGUACCUAUAUUGAUGAUGAGAUCAUUAUCACAAGGAUAGGUGGAUGCUGCACCAAGGACUCGGAAGGAAACCUUACACUUGAAAAAAAUCAAGAGCCGGACAGUGCUAUUGUGCAAAGUAUCAUCGGUAGCAUGAGUUCAAAGCUUGCUGUUGGCCUUGUCAUUGGUAGAUUAUCAAAUGCUACCACUACGAGUACUGUUCUGCCGCUGAUUAUCAUCAUAGGAAGCAAAAACAAGAUUCUCAACCGAGAGCUUCCCCAUCGGUAUAAUGUCAUGGACUGGUUCCGUGUUACCAAUGUCUGGUUUGAGAAAAUAGGUCAAAAAUAUGGCGCCAAGGUCCGAUUUGAAAAGUUGAGUCUCUGUGAGAAGAGCUGGUGGGCAUUGAAAGACUCUCCUGCUCCCACAUCUCUUGCCGUGCGAGAUUUCGAAACAACUCCGGCGUCUUUUGAGUGCAAAAACUGUUCCAAGGAAAGUGAUCUGCUGUACAACGAGGGAUGGAUGUGUUUGAAUCCUGAGUGUGUCGAUUUCUGGAAGAUCGAUAACGUUCCUCCUCCUGUUGAGCUCACUUUCACUCCUGAAUUCUUGUUUUUUCGCCAUCGACCAGAUCCCGCAGUGCAGCCUCAUUACAGUCUCGUACCAGAUCUCCUGUCCACACUAGAUGAGAAUGCAUCGGACAUCAGUACUUCUCGCAUUGCAUGGAAGGGAAUUGUAUGUCCCGAAUGUUUCAAAUGCAUCCGCCGAACUUUCUGGCGGGGCUGGAAAUGUGAUGAUGAUCUCACCAAUUCUCAGGAAUGUGACAAAAAAUGCUCUUUCCAAAAAUUCAUGAACAUGAGCCCGGUCUCGCUUCGAGUCGUCCUCGAUCAUUUUGAGCUGGCUCCAAUCAAACGGGCAAUUCUUUUCGACAAAAGAUUCAGCCUUCCAACCAUUGAUGACAGUUCCAUCUUUCCGUAUCGCAAACUUACUUACAAAAUCGAGGGUGUCGGCUCUAUCACUCACUAUGUUUCCAACAGAGCUAUCAACAGCCGGAAGAAUGGGCCAGAUGAUCUUUUUGUCAAUCUUCAACGUGGUGAUAUAGGAUUGAAGCGUUUCCAGCUUCAGUCAAGCUUAGUUGCUGGUACACUGACGUCUCAUUUUGCAGUUAACUAUGGAAUGCCCUACAAAUACGUCGUGUCUGUUGACUCCAAGGGCUUCGAUGAAGCACCGGAGGACAUGCUGCGAGCUCUAGGUCGCUUGUCCUGGGCAACAGAGAACGCUGUCACUUCUGCAGGAGAUAACUACCUACCUCCGAAUGAGUUAUUAACACUCGGUUAUUUUGAAGAGAUGAAGAUAGGAUUUCAUGACGACGGAGAAUCUUCAUUGGGUCCAAGCAUUGCCACCCUCUCACUCGGGGCGAAGGCAACCAUGUUGAUUCGCAUGAAGUACAAAUACUUCAAUGGAUCUACUCGAAAAGCCGAUUCAAAAUCAGUUGGGGCCCUUUUGCAAGAUGAUCCUGUUCUGAAAGACUGCAUGUUUGAAAAUGAGCGAAAGGCCCUCAAACAAGACCUCCACGAUGGGGAAAUCUCACAAGAUGAGUACGAUAGUUCUCGUCGCGCUCUCUCAAAAGGACGCAAGGGUAAAGAAGCACCAACCACAAUCAAGAUGGAGCUUCACCAUGGGGAUCUAGUCGUCAUGCAUGGAGAAAAGCUUCAAAAAUAUUACGAGCAUUCUGUGGCACCCGAGAACAAGCUGCGAUUUGCUCUCACAGCAAGAUAUGUCAAGCCCGAACAUGUCGAUCCUCGAGAGUACAUCAAAGGCGAAUUUUCUUUGACCCCUGAGCAGAUCUAUGAUGGACAGUGA
This is a messenger RNA of Penicillium nucicola, 2130 nucleotides long. RefSeq lists its product as uncharacterized. The record is from RefSeq and is a predicted model, not a curated record. NCBI's taxonomy places the organism in Eukaryota, Fungi, Ascomycota, Eurotiomycetes, Eurotiales, Aspergillaceae. Gene Ontology annotation, biological process: DNA repair. The coding region runs from base 1 to 2130 and encodes 709 amino acids. The transcript is spliced from 8 exons.